UCUGCCUUUUUGCAUCGUUUCCCCGCCCCCACUUCAAUCCCCCGUUGAACGUAUCGGUGAACUAAGACACCUGCUCUCUCUCCCCUCCUUCUUGACAUCCUUAACUCGUUUUUAACCACCGAGAAUGGACGACUUCGACAUGCUGAGCGCACCGGCCGCCGGUAACGGCAGCGGCUCCGGGUCUGAGGAGGACCCCGCCGCCGCUUUCCUGGCCCAGCAGGAGAGUGACAUAGCGGGCAUCGAGAACGACGAGGGCUUCAGCAUCCUGGACGGCGGAGAGGUGCCCUCGUCCCUUUCAGAAGUCACCGAUGGUGCGGUCAACGGGGAACUCCACGCGGAGAGCAACGGCCCGUCUGACUCCUACGCAGCCAUCUCCAGCGCAGACCGCCUGCAGGCGGAGCCAGAGAGCCUCCGCAAGUGGAGAGAGGAGCAGAGCGACCGGCUGGAGGUCCUAGAUGAUAACUCGCGUGAGCAGGAGUCUGCAUGGAAGGACAAGGCUAAGCAGGAGCUGGAGGAGUGGCACAACCGGCAGAACGAAGCCCUGGAGAAGACCAAGGUCAACAACAGAGUUCUGGACGAGGACUUCUACAAGCAGCCCUUCUCUGACCUCAUUGGUUAUGUCACACACAUUAACCAUCCCUGCUACCGCCUAGAACAGGCCGCUGAGGAGGCCAUGAUCACGGACCUGGACGAGAACAACCCCGGCACGGAGUGGGAGCGCGUGGCCAGGCUCUGCGACUUCAACCCCAAGUCCAGCAAGCAGGCCAAGGACGUGUCCCGCAUGCGCUCGGUCCUCAUCUCCCUCAAGCAGGCCCCGCUGGUCCGCUAGGGGCCCGGUGCGCUCCUGGGGGGCCGCCACCUACUCCCUCCAACAGUAAACCCGCCCCUCCCACCCCUACAGCCAACCCCCGUAACCAAUCGUAACCUACCUAACAUCCCAACGACCGACCCACAAAUCUUUACCAUCCUCCUGACUAACCCACCAAUCGUAACCCACCUAACAUGCACCUGACCGACCCCCAAAUCAUAACCUAGCUAACAUCCAACUGACCAACCCACCAAUCGUAACCCAACCCAUUUACCAAUCGUAACCUACCUAACAAACUGAUCAACCAAUCGUAACCUUCCCAAAAAAUACUGACCAAUCGUAACCCUGGCUACAAAAACUAACCAACCAACCAAUCAACCUCACCGACCAACUCAACGUCCCUUCUUCUGUGUUCCCCGACCGCGGGGCUUCACCGAUCCAUCUGUCCAUUUCAUAUGACCUCAUUCCCUGUUCUGCAUUCCUUGCUUCCAGUUUGUCUUCCACCUGCAGGAGACUCUGGUAGCCCCAACCUGUCUUAGAGCUGGCUGCUCUCUCAGAAGGCCCAGUUCCACCCGGGCAGUCUGUAAACGCACCCUCCAAUCUGGGGGCCCCUCAGGCCUGGGGCUUUUGGGUCUGUGUUCCCAUGGUCUGUGGCACCAAGGGUCUGAAGCCCCUACGGUCUUGGCCAGUUUCCCAUGCUUAGCCCCACCCGGACCCCCUAAGCCUAACCCUGUGUGUUUUGGUGUUAAAAAAAAUACAAAGUAUAUACAGAUUUAUUUUUUUGUCACUGUUCUUUUUAUGGACCAAAACUCCUUGAGUCAGAAGUGAAAACUCCUAAUUUACUGUGUGUACCUUAGUGUGUAGUCGGUUUGUGUUGUCCUGAAUUUUCAGACUAUGCAUUUACUCCUGUCCAGUCCGGAAGUGAACAAUCCAGUCAUUGCGUCAAACAUGACCCAUGUGUAUGUGCGUGUGUUUGCUCUUAUGUGUGUACAUAUAGAGAGGGGAAUAUAUAUAUAAAUACAUUAUAGACGUGGAGACUGGAAGGUUGAUGUUGUUAAAAGAGCUAACUGUUAGCCACCAGGUUGAGUGUUCAUGGUCCUCAUAAUUUCAGUAUCUCAGUAAAAAUAAAGAAGUGAAUGAAAUUCAA
Molecule: messenger RNA, 1955 nt
Organism: Gadus macrocephalus (Pacific cod)
Lineage: Eukaryota; Metazoa; Chordata; Actinopteri; Gadiformes; Gadidae
Gene: clta
Product: clathrin, light chain A
Exons: 7
Coding region: 125-829 (234 amino acids)
Biological process (GO): clathrin-dependent endocytosis; clathrin coat assembly; intracellular protein transport
Cellular component (GO): clathrin coat of coated pit; postsynaptic endocytic zone cytoplasmic component; synaptic vesicle membrane
Molecular function (GO): structural molecule activity; clathrin heavy chain binding
Source: RefSeq, a predicted model, not a curated record